This is a messenger RNA of Pisolithus orientalis, 1429 nucleotides long. RefSeq names its product sister chromatid cohesion protein Dcc1. The transcript is spliced from 6 exons. NCBI's taxonomy places the organism in Eukaryota, Fungi, Basidiomycota, Agaricomycetes, Boletales, Pisolithaceae. The record is from RefSeq and is a predicted model, not a curated record. The coding region runs from base 113 to 1222 and encodes 369 amino acids. Gene Ontology annotation, biological process: maintenance of mitotic sister chromatid cohesion; mitotic sister chromatid cohesion. Gene Ontology annotation, cellular component: chromatin; chromosome, centromeric region; Ctf18 RFC-like complex.
AGACUCAUAACUAUGCUUGUCUCUACUGCAUCGUCAAACGUUCUUUCCAUGAAGUGGGCGUGUGGCAAACUUCUUUGACUUUUUCCUUUUAUCCCACUCACUACCAACUACUAUGAGUGAUAUCGACGUCAGGUUCUCCCCAUCCACUGCGCAGGACGCGGGCUCAUUCCGCCUGAUCGAACUUCCUCCCGAGCUAUGUCAGUUGAUUGAAUCGACGAUGAACGCCCCUUCUCAUGCGCAAUCGACACUGUGUGUAAAAGGGAGCAUCGCCGAGGACGCAGUCCUGUGUACAGCAGACAAAACAUACGCCCUUCGUUCGGUUCAGCUGUCUAAUACUUUGCUGGUAACGACACCGUCAAGGACGGACUCGGGAAGAGCUGUGAAUGUGAGGGAUCGGAUCCAUGAAGUUUUGGAGCUGGUGCCGUCUGUCCCCAAACUACACAAGUUGCCCAUGCUCCUGAAGGGUGCGCAGUACGAUGAAGGUGACGAAGACCGACGCGUGACACUUGUAAAGUACACUUACGACCAGGCAUUGUGUGAAAUCCAAGCAAGCGAAGCAGAGUUUCAGCAGGGCCUGAAGGAGAAACGUAUCCUCGUCCUUGAUGGUUACCUGCGUCCCAUUGUUCCUACGCACCUCAGCACGAUUUUGGAGCUCAUCCUUAGUUACGUGGUAACUUUGUCUCUCUCAUACCAAGCAGCAGGGGUAGAGGAACUCGUCUCCACGCUUGCGGACGAGCACGAGGUUCCUCGAGAAGUUUCUGGACAGAUCAUCUCUUGGUUCGGGCCUGUCAAGGAAGGACUGUGGGAGAUGGAUGUCAAAGCUGUGGUCGCUGAGAUCGGCUUGGAGAUUCUGAGACAUUACAAGCACGAGCCUAUCGUGGAGUCAGAAUUUUUGUCGAAGUGGAAAAACAAAGUUGGCGACACCUUCGAAGCCUUCCUUGCAUUGGAACUGCUUACAGGAAACUAUCUUCGGUCGCAGGAUAACUCUAGCAGUGCUGCAUUGACCUAUUUCCCCGCCUCCGGGCUGCAGAUGGAUCCCGCUGCGCGCUUUACUGAGUUGUUCCUCACCAAGCAGCGAUGGAAGAGCAACGACAUCGAACCUUUCUUGUCAGAUAUCGCAGUCAAUUCCAAGGAGCGGGACAAACUGCUGCUAAAAUAUGCACGAGCCAUAACAACACCCGAGGGUACGUGGUACACCUCAAGAGUGGGAUACAAUAACUAGUGGUAAUGUACUGUUACUCUGAUUUUCUGCCACUAUGCACCAGCAGGCCAGCCCCGGUCGUCGCUCUGUCUUGCCCUAGCACGUGUUCUUGUAUCCUGGCCAAGACUUCUUACAGGCGACGGGUGGUAAUCGUCAUCGUCCUCGUCCAGUUGUUUACGCUUCUUAGAACUGGAUGAACCGGCGCGGAUCGAAUAUGGGCUAUUGUCC